AUGUCCGAGUCUGAUGAUCCACCUGAAUCCCCCUCUAGGAUAUGCGGAAGACGCAGACAACUUCUUCUGAGCAUCAUCAAGCAAAACGACCUAUCCCAACUGCAUCAAGAUGACACCUUCCUUGUAGCAGCCACGCACGGCAGCCCGGAGAUUCUGCGGGUCCUCUUGGAUGUGUACGCAGCUGCCCCGGAGGUCGUCGAGAGGUUCGACCGACGCCAGUUAUAUCUGCUCCAUGAUGCAUGUAGCGCUGCAAAUCUCGACAUAGUGCACCUUUUUCUAGACAGCCAUAACAGUCAAGACAGUCAAUUGCCCCUUGAGACGGUGAAUCUGCAUGCCAGAGAUGAAAUCGGGAAGACGCCGAUCCUCGAGGCUGCGGCGUCGCUGAUAGAUCUACACCGCGACGCAGACGAGGCAGAGGAAAAUGAGGGCGCCGAUUGGAUUGAGUGGGUUCGGGAUCGGAUCGCUAGGGGCGAGCAGUUGAUUCAUUUCCUUCUGGACCGGGGAUGUUCCGCCACAGAUGACAUUCCUCCUGCAGCUGACUUUGGUCCCUUCUUAAAUGAUACUGCUGUCGACAACGGCCAGCCGAGAGGGGGCGUGCUUGGUCUCGCUGUUUCUAGAGCCAGCGGCAGACUGGUCCAACGGCUCAUUGAUCUCGGAGCAGAUGUCCACCUCAAGCACCACCAAUUCCAUGACGUUGUAUCGUUGCACUUUCUAAAUAGAGAGUUUUACAAGCACAACAUCACAACACUUGAUACAGCUAGUCUGUUCUGGAACUUCGAGGCAGUCAAAUUGCUCCUGGACCAUCUGAAUCAUCGAAGCAAAGUUCAAAUCAGCACCGGUCCCGAUCUCGUUUCCUUCCCCGACAGUACCGGCCGUUUUCCACUACAUUUGGCUGCCCAUGGUCCAGGAAUUUCUGAAUGUAGGCUUCCGGAUGAGGAGAUAAGCUUCAGAAUUACAGAGACUUUCCGCCUCCUCCUUGAACACAGUCCCACGAGUAUCAACCUCCCCGAUGACGCUGGAUCCAUACCGCUGCAUUACGUUGCUAGAACACACACCACCUGCGGGGGCAGCCAGCACGCCGAGCUUGCUAUCCGCACUUUACUCGAGUAUGGCGCCGAUACCACUAUCACCGAUGACAGUGGCCGAACCGUUCUGCAUAUAGUAGGAUACAGCAGCCUUGGCUGUGAUCCCGUCGGUACUGGACUACUUGAACUCCUCGUGGCACAUGGCAUCAAUAUCAAUCACGCUGACCAGAGGGGAAACACAGCCUUGCACGUCAUGGCUGAAAAUCUUUGUCAUAUCUCCACGGCAAGGUUUCUACUCGAUAACGGGGCCGAUAUCCGAGCUACCAAUGCUAAGGGAGAGACUCCCUUCCAUGCCGGAGCGCGGGGAAAGCUCUUUGAUCGCACGCAUAGAGAUGGCACUUUCGAGAAAUUGACGAUUGAGGACAGGAUCAGGGCACAUGAGGAGACGAUGCGUAUUUUGGAAGAGGCCGUUGGGCGAGAUAACGCCACUAUGAUGAUGAGCCAGCCAAAUUUGGAGGGCAAGACUCCCCAAAAAUUGCUUGAGGAGACUAGAGAUCGCUGGCGCGAAUUGAAGCAGCGAAUGAGAGGCGGCGGGGGAAGGGGAAGAGGACGAGGCAGAGGGCCGCCACCAAGGGAAUGA
This is a messenger RNA of Penicillium subrubescens, 1665 nucleotides long. Its product is annotated as ankyrin repeat domain-containing protein. Gene Ontology annotation, molecular function: protein binding. The coding region runs from base 1 to 1665 and encodes 554 amino acids. Gene Ontology annotation, cellular component: nucleus; cytoplasm. The transcript is spliced from 2 exons. NCBI's taxonomy places the organism in Eukaryota, Fungi, Ascomycota, Eurotiomycetes, Eurotiales, Aspergillaceae. The record is from RefSeq and is a predicted model, not a curated record.